GCAGCGCUACAAAUCUAAACAAGAAUCUGCAAUUAUGUCAGAUGAUAGUGAUGCAUUUGCUAGUGCAGAUGAAAGUUUCCAUACUAGCACCAGUACUACUACUAAUACUACUAAUACUAGUAGUAUAAAGGAAAGUCAUCCAAUAAAAGAAGAGUCUUCGUCAACUAUCUCAAAGGCGGCGAAUACAAAUGACCGUGAUAAUAAUGACUCUGGUCAAAUAGAAGAAACUGCAUCAAAAACAACUGAGCAUACACUGUCACCAUUGACUGAAGAAUCAAAUUCAGGGGAAUUAAAAAAGAAAAAAAAGGUGAAACAGAAAAAGUUGAAAUCUGCGCCUAAAAAACGUGAGAAAGUAAAAGAAGGUUCACUAAAGAUCGACUCAAAGUCAGUGGUUAAAGAAGAUAUUCCUUCAGUUUCCGAAAUUGUUGGGAGUGAAGAUAAAAAAAUGGAUUCUGAAACUGUAUUAUCACCCUCCUCUGAAAAAAUUGAGACACCACCUGAGGUCAGUAAAUCUGAGACAAAGGAAUUGAAAGAUGUUGUGAUUGAUUUAAUUGUCCCACAGCCUGAUGAACCAUGCGAGCAGAUAUUUGACUCCAACAAUCCCAAUGAAGGAGUCAAAAGUUUACCCGAAGAAAUGACACCGAUAUCCGUAGAUACUUCAGGGGAUUCAAAACAAUUCACAUCCUCUAUGGAAAUUCAUUCUGUUAUAGACAAACUGUCAAAAGUUGAGCCUAUCCCAGAAUUAGAUUUCAUCGCGUCAACUGCUACAAAUAUUGCCCGUGGUCUAGGUGAUGGAUUGAGUUCACUUGUUGGCGUAUUGGGGGAUGUUAUACAGCUGAAUCCAUCAGAUACUAGCGUGAAUGAAGAAACUCUUAAGAGAAGAGCUGAAAGACAAACUGAAGAACAGUUGGAAAGAAAAGCAAUCUCAGAUGCAUGGAAUAAUGUUUGGGGUACAUCAUGGACUAAUGAUGAUGAUGGUGAUGACGAUGAAAACGGUAAUCAGAAUGAUGGUUGGGAAGUAGACAGUCCAGUGGAAACAGAAGAUAUAUCAAAAUCAAAGUUGGAUAACAAUAUCCCUGAGGAAAAAACUAACAUUCAAGAAGACGUAAAUCAAGGAGUUGAUUCCUCACUUAAUGAACAAAAAUGUCGUGAUAAUGUAGUGUCACAACAGAAAUCUGAGAAUAAUAAUUUCUCAUGGGGUUGGAGUGGUCUUUCAUCAUUCAGUCAGCUUACUUCUUCGUUACAAGCAACUAGUUUAAAUUUAGUCCAAGGUAGUGUUGAUGUCCUCGAAUUGAUAGGACGUAAAACAAUGUCUGUUCUAGCUGAAAAUGAUCCUGGUUUUGAGUACACAAAGAAAUUUUUACGUCCAUCAAAUUCAUCAGAUAACCGUCCAAAUCUUUCUAAGAUAUUACGAGAAGCCUAUGAAUUGCAUUCCUCUUCAGAAUAUACUAAUAACAAACAUUCUAAAGAGAGAUUAGGCGAUUUCACCUAUCAGCUUGAAUGCCAUCGAGCAUUACUACACUUGGAGUCAUUAGAAUUAGUCAGUGAACAAGCAAAUAAUCAAUUAAAUAUUCGUUUAGACUCGUAUUCAUCAUCUUAUUCGUCUUCCUCUUCAUCGAUUCAUCAAACUUAUAAUGAUUUACUCGAGAAAAUAUGGAAUUAUUUAAAUUUAGAUGAAAAUGAUGACAGUGAUACUCAUCAUAAGGAUGCGGAUGAUGAUGAUGAUGAUGAAAACGAAAGUGGCAGUCGAAAUUCUAAGGAUAACGACAAGUCAUAUACAUCUAUUGUUAAAAAAUUAAAUCAGAAACACUCCUCCAACAACAGUGUGAUGAUUGAUGAUAAAGAGAAGAAAGUAUGUCAACAACUUUCUAAGCAUUUAAACAAGACAACUAUUGAAUUAUGGUGUAAAAUUAUUAGAAUAUCUUAUUAUUUAAAUAUGAUUUAUUCAAAUGAACGAUUUAUUAAAACUACAACUGAUGUAUGGAAUACCUGUGAUAUGGACAAAUUAGGCGAGAAUUCAGUUGAAGUAAGUUCACCCCCAUACAUAUUCUUUUAUUUUUAUGAGUGUAUGGUAUACAUCUGUAAUAAGGGAAUGUAUUAUUGUAUUAUUAUUGUUGCUUCCUUGGGUUCCGAGUGGAAGAUAAGGCUUCAUUGGCACUUUGUUCUGUCCCCCUUAGCUGGCCUCACGAUUGCCUAUAAUCCCGCAUCUCUCCUUCAUGCGAUUUCCUCUAUGUCACCUUCAGAAGUCCCACUCAUUUUCUAUUCGAGUUCUUUUCAAGCGUCUGCAUUACGCACAAUAUCAUUCGAUGGUCUCCUCACGGUGUGCCCAAUUAUUUUACAUUUUCUCUUACAUAUUUUAUAAGCAAUAGGUUCUUGAUUGGUUCGCUCCGAGUUUCGUGUCGCUAAUUCUUCGUGGCCUGCCAUGUGAUCUUCACUAUAGAGUGCGGGCAGCUGUUGAUAAAAGACUUCAGUAGUCGAUUGGAAAUGCUUUACGUGACGCGCACGUCAAGUUUCUGAUCCACAUAGAAGAAUCGACUGAUUUAACAUUGGUGUUGAAAAUCCAAAUUUUUUUUGUUUAUGCUGGCUGAGUGCAGAACAUUUCCAAAUUGAUUUCAAAUUGGUGAUGGUCUGUUUUGCCUUUUCGAUUCUGCCUGGUUUCGACAUCCUCAUCCGUGGUGUCACCUGCAGUUGAAACGAUACUGUUUAAACAAGUGAAGGAAGUGACUUCUUUCCAUUUUUUUCUGUUGAUGGUAUUUGGUGCUGAUUGUUGUUGUUGUUGGUUGGUUAUCUUCACCAAUUCCGUCUUCUCUAUAUUCACCUGGAGUUCCAUAUUCGUUGCCUGUCUCUUUUGCCAAUUUGUUGUUUUUCGCCUGUAAGUCUGAGUUCGUGUGACAUUUAACAUUAAUGAUCCACGAAAUCCAGAUCUUCUGCAGGCAUCUUAUCAGUCUAACGUAUUCCUACCUUCUCGCCCCCCCCACCACCCUACAAUCUCCCACAUAAUCCAGUCCACCACAACUAAGAAUAUCAUCGAUGGUAAUAGUCGGCCUUCAGAGGGUUUGCCGUGUUUUCCUUUGUGGAUCGCUUCACACGGGGCACUGUCAUACAGAGCUGUUGAAUGAGGUUGAUAAAGAUUUGGGCACUGUCCACCAUAUUGUUGAAGUAGUUUCCAAAUUACUUCGUUGUCGAAGGCUUUCUGAAGGUCGAUGAAGUCCAGGUAAAAGGUUUGAUUACCAUUCUAUGUGCAUCGGUGGUAUAGUGGUUAGGACUCUCGCCGACCAUGCACAUGGUCUGGGGUUCUAUCCCCUGCCGACACACACCCGAUAUCUAUGGUCGGCCUGCAAAAUUUGGGCAACUGAUAUCACAUGCUGAAAAUUCCACACCUGUACCGAAAAUACGGUGUGCCAUCAAGCUGUAAUCAAAAUAAAAAAAUAAUAAUAAUUUGAUGAUGAUGCGUAGAUUUGCAAUUUGACCAGCUUAUAAUUUACUUCCCGUGAAUCCAAUUCAUUCGGGUUGGUGGAGUUCCGCAUCCAAUGCAUCCCUUAUUCUCUCCAGCAUGAUACGAUUCAGUACUUUACUUUGCAUAGACAACUACGUGAUUCCGUGCCAGCUCUUGCAAAUGCCAUAAGGGAAUAUGAUCUCACUUUAUUUUACAAGGUCAUGAAUGUAGGACAGAGUUCAAACCAAAAAGCCUAUUGGUUAAAGGUUAUAUUAAAUAAAUACAACUUGUUCUGAUGUGUAAAUGUGCCUACACGACUGUCUUUUAACCUCAUAUUGCCAUUAUACAGUUUAUUCUAGUGUAGUAAAGUGAGAGUUUUUACCUCGAUGAAAUUUCACCCUGCAAAAUCUCCAAUGUGAAGCGAACUGUGUCCUGCUUAAGUAGCAUGUUAGCCGCAGCGUGUUGUAUAUGCGGUACACGCUUAACGUGUUUUUCGGUUGCUAGUGUUUAUAUUUCAAUUGAACAGUUGUGUUGAAACAUUGUUCCCGUAAGAAGAAAGGAAUAAUUGCGGAGGCGCGUAGGUGUGCAAAAAAUGUGUCUUUGUGAGGAGUUGAAUUAAAGCUCAGUUGAUUCAUCUUGAAUUGUAGUCAUUCCCAAGAACAUCAGUCUUUUUUACAAAAUUUUACUCUAAUCCACUAGCUCACAGAAUAGUGUCAGAUGUUGAUCAUGACUGGGAGAGAAGACAGUGGAUAGGCAUUUACCUGUCAAAGGCUACAAAUAUGAAGUUAUAUGAGAGAGUAUUUCACAGGUGAGAAAAAGGGAUACACCUUUUUCCGUCUUCUAUGACGUAACAAGAUAUUUAACACUGUCGUCAAAUGUAAACACGAUAUUUUACACAUGAAAGUACUAACACUGUAAACAUAAAAGUGCAACUGAUUACCUUCCUUCAGUGAAAUGUAUUCUACACUUCCAAUGAUUCUAGCUGUAAUGUGUGUAUCCUUGUGGGAAAAGUAGUGAAAGGUUACAAUUAACCUUAACCAGUGAAACCGCUCUACGAGGAACAAGAAAUAUUAGCUUUUGACUACUUCAGACAUUUGAUAUUGUAACAAGAAAUAAAGGACAAUGUAUUUUGAUGCGUAAAAUGCUGAUUUUCUUCUCAUUAAAGUUGAAUCAGUGACUCAUUAGUGAAAUGCUUGCUAACCAAACCACGCAAGUGGUCCGGUGUUCGAUUCCCGGAUGAAAUACUUCUAAACCUAGAUUUACCUAGAUUACAAGCAUAGGAAGGGAGAUGGAGGUUGCACUGCGGGGCUAGUAAUCCCACUCUGC
Messenger RNA from Trichobilharzia regenti, 4762 nucleotides. NCBI's taxonomy places the organism in Eukaryota, Metazoa, Platyhelminthes, Trematoda, Strigeidida, Schistosomatidae. The record is from the annotation of a GenBank genome assembly.